AUGGCUGCAGAGUCUCUGCAACAGGAAGCCAGUGGUCCCACGGCUCGUCACCCCCACAGCCGGAGAAUAGUCCAACUGCUGGAUGAGUUUAAGAUAGCUGGGGUCAACGGAGUCCAGAAGGACCUGGUGACUCCCUUCAGUCUGAAGGAGGUCACAGUAAAGAUUGCUGACCUGGGAAGCUCCUGUUGGGUGUACAAACAUUUCUGUGAGGAGAUCCAGACCUGUCAGUACCGCUCACUAGAGGUUCUACUGGGCUCUGACUACGGCCCACCAGCAGACAUCUGGAGUGUAGCCUGCUUGGCGUUUGAGUUGGUCACUGGAGAUUCGUUGUUUGAGCCCAAAGCUGGGAAGACCUUUUCCUUAGAGGAAGACCACAUCGCUCAUAUAAUUGAACUCCUUGGCAAAAUCCCAGCAGCAGUAGCCUUGUCUGGGAAAUAUUCAGUGGAGUACUUCAAUCGCAGAGGUGAAAUGAAUCGUAUCGGGGUGCUGCGGUACUGGGGUCUGUAUGAGGUUCUGGUGGAGAAAUACCACUUCCUGCUGAAGGAGGCCUCUCUGUUCUCUGACUUCCUGUUGUGCAUGUUGGACUUCCAGCCCGAGAGGAGGGCCAAUGCUGCCCAGUGUCUCCUGCACCCAUGGCUUAGCUCCUGAGCCCUGGCCUUGGAGACCUGAUAGCCAAGCGCAUGGGGACCCCCGGAGCAAACUUGAUAAGAAGUUAGGAGAUACAUGUGUUAUGUUAGUGGACCUGCAGAAACAAACCGAAUAGUGCUCAGUCGCUGAGACUAGGGGAGGAUAUACGUAGUCGUAGUAGGCCCCAUGCCAAUGUUCUCUGUGAAAAGUAAUAUUUGAUAAACUCCUGGUUAAUCCAGCCACAGUGUCUGAUUUCAAAAAGGCUUUACGGCGAAAGCACACCUUGCGAUUAUGUUUGGUCAGCGCAAAGUCACA
Messenger RNA from Salvelinus namaycush (lake trout), 942 nucleotides. Its product is annotated as SRSF protein kinase 3-like. NCBI's taxonomy places the organism in Eukaryota, Metazoa, Chordata, Actinopteri, Salmoniformes, Salmonidae. Gene Ontology annotation, biological process: spliceosomal complex assembly; regulation of mRNA processing; protein phosphorylation. The coding region runs from base 1 to 648 and encodes 215 amino acids. Gene Ontology annotation, molecular function: protein kinase activity; ATP binding. The transcript is spliced from 7 exons. The record is from RefSeq and is a predicted model, not a curated record.